Molecule: messenger RNA, 984 nt
Organism: Cyclospora cayetanensis
Lineage: Eukaryota; Apicomplexa; Conoidasida; Eucoccidiorida; Eimeriidae
Product: mitotic checkpoint protein BUB3
Exons: 9
Coding region: 1-984 (327 amino acids)
Biological process (GO): mitotic spindle assembly checkpoint signaling
Cellular component (GO): mitotic checkpoint complex; kinetochore; bub1-bub3 complex
Molecular function (GO): ubiquitin binding
Source: RefSeq, a predicted model, not a curated record
AUGCUGGCCGAGUUGCGGCCUGAGCCGCGCGACACGAUCUCUACCAUCUGCUUCUCCCCAAAUCAUGCCAAAAAUGUGCUCGCUGCAUCAUCCUGGGACAAUAUGUUGCGCGUGUACGACGUGGACAGUUCGGAGCUAAUAUCACAGCACGAGUUCCAGGCGGCGCCCUUGGACUGUUGCUUCCUUGCAGAUUUUAACCGCGUGGCCGCAGGCGGCUUGACCGGGGGCGUUCACGUCUUCGAUGUUCACGGUGCAAAAAUUACACAAGUCGGACGGCAUGAUGCUCCAGUCCGCUUUGUGCGGUUUCAUAGGCCUACAAAUUUGAUAUACUCGGGGGGCUGGGACAGCACAAUAAGAGCGUGGGACUUGCGGUCUCCGCGGGAAGUUGGGAUGGCGGCAGUCCAUGGUAAAGUCUACGCUAUGGACCUCAAUGACGACAAACUCGUAGUUUGUGACUCAAAGAAACGAACAUACAUCUAUGACAUCCGGAAUGGCCCAGAGAUGACUCAUGCGGAAUACCGCGACCAAAUCCUGAAAUACCAAAUCAGGGCAGUACGCUGUUUUCCCAACGGCCAAGGAUUCGCGGCCUCUUCGAUUGAAGGGCGCGUUACUUGGGAGUACUUCGACCCCAGUCCCGAGGCUCAAGCCCGCAAAUAUGCAUUCAAGUGCCACAGGGUCAAAGACCCGGACGGCUCAGAAACAGCAUGCCCUGUGAAUUCCAUUGUAUUUCACCCGCGAUAUGGUACCUUCGCCACUGGAGGUUCAGACGGCGGAGUCUCUAUAUGGGAUGGCCUGAGCAAAAAACGGCUCUGCAGGGUUCCUCCUCUACCUACCAGCGUCUCCAGUUUGGCCUUCAACUCCAGCGGCACGCUCCUUGCUACGGCGGUUUCUUACAUGUAUGAACGAGGGCCACAGAUGGGAGUACCCAAACCGCAGAUCAUUUUACGAGCCGUGAAGGAAGAGGACGUGCGGCCGAAGGCCUAA